AUAUUAGAAGCUUUUUUCACCAUGCCGGAGUUAGAUUUAAAUAGCUGCUUAUAAAAAACGCUUGUUAAGCUAAAAGAUUUGAUUAGGUGAACGAUCUUCAUUCGUUUUAAGGAGAUUAAAUCAAUAAGCACAAGUAUGGGUCGGAAAAACAAUAAAAAAUCUCCAUCAAAUGAUGAAAUCGAGACAAAGGAAAUAUUAGAAUUCGGCAUAAAAGUAUUGGUGAAUUAUGAUAGUUCAUCUCCAUCAACAAAGUCAUCUUUUUACAAUGAUAAAAUGCAAUAUAAUAGAUUACUGUCUCUAAUUUGCUUACGAACGCUACGCAACACAUUGGAAUAUAAUGGAAAGUUAAAAUGUUUAGAUGCAUUUUCAGCUACCGGAAUUUCGGGUAUGUUGUGGAAUAAAUACGUUGAUAAUGUUGAAGUAACAAUGAAUGAUAUAAAGGAAGAUUCCAUAAGUUCUAUUAAAACAAAUUGUAUUCUAAAUAAUGUUCAAUUUGUCGAAAAUGAAAAAACCAUUGAUGAUAAUGCAGUGAUAAUAACCCAACAAGAUGCUAACGUUUUAAUGCAUUCCAAACAGUAUCACUUUGUACAUCUUGACCCGUUUGGAUGUCCUGUUCAUUUUUUAGAGGCAGCUUGCCGAAAUACUUAUAACAAAGGAAUUAUUGUAGUUACAGCAACAGAUAUAGCAGCAUUAUUCGGGAAUGCUCCCUCAGUUCUACUACGUAAUUAUCAAGCAACAACUUUCAAAUGUGAUUAUAUCAAAGAACUUGGCGUGAGAAUUCUUAUAGGGGCUAUUUGCAGAACUUUGGCAAGAUGCAAUAAAGGAGUCAGAAUUCUUUAUUCUGUUGCUGUUGGUCAUUUUAUUCAAGUCGCCGUUCAAGUUUUGAGAGGAGCGUUAAAAGCCGAUAACAGCUUAACAAACGUUAAGAGAGUUAUACAUUGCAGCUUUUGUCAACAAUGGACAAUUCAUCCUGAAUCUCAUCACCCACCUGAAAAUCCUUACAAGUUACUCGACUGCCCAUGUUAUCAAGAUUCAUCAGCAAAAAUGGGUGUUGAAAUAGGACCAAUGUGGGUUGGUUCUAUUCAUAAUCAGGCGUUUCUUAAGAGCUUUAUCUCUAAUUCUAAUGACUUGAAGAAAACUCUACCUAUUGAUGAUGAUUUUAUGCACCUAACAAAAGUUCUUCUUUUAGAAAGUGUUUGUCCAGACACAAAUAAAAAGGAAGAUGAACUUUUUUCGGAAGAAACUAAUAAAGGAGAUAUUUCUACAGGCAAGAGGGAAAGGGAAGAGACCGUUGACAAUUCUUCUACAGCGCCUAUGUUUUAUUUAAAUCUUCAUAAAUUAAAUUUAAAGGAUAUGAAUUUACCAAGAUCUAGAAAAAUAGUUGAGCUGCUUCGUUCAGCAAACUAUCAAGCAUGUAAAACACAUUUUUGCGAUCGUUCAAUCAGGACUAACGCAACGUAUCCAGUUAUUAAAGAAUUAAUUGGACAUCAUUUUUACCAUAAUGAAAAUAUGCAUAUUGAUUUUCUGUAGAUAAAAUAAGAAAUUUAUAUCGUUGCAAGUUUAAUUAGGUAAUCAACAGAGUGAAAAACCUAAUCUCGUAUGCUUCAUUAUACAUGAAAAAACUCUGAUUUUCUGAUAAUUAGAAUACUAAAUAAGAUAGUUCAAAGGAAAAUAGUUGGUACAAAAGCAAUCAAGGGCCAUUGAAAAUACAAAAAGUAGAUUCUCAUAGCUCAACAUCGAUAAACAAAUGUUGAAAGAGGCGAUAUCUACAAUUCCAAAAUUUUAAACAUUUUUAAAUUAAUA
Dimorphilus gyrociliatus is the source of this 1803-nucleotide messenger RNA. Lineage: Eukaryota; Metazoa; Annelida; Polychaeta; Dinophilidae. The record is from the annotation of a GenBank genome assembly.